Molecule: messenger RNA, 4395 nt
Organism: Camelus dromedarius (Arabian camel)
Lineage: Eukaryota; Metazoa; Chordata; Mammalia; Artiodactyla; Camelidae
Gene: CEBPG
Product: CCAAT enhancer binding protein gamma
Exons: 3
Coding region: 948-1394 (148 amino acids)
Biological process (GO): DNA-templated transcription; regulation of transcription by RNA polymerase II
Molecular function (GO): DNA-binding transcription factor activity, RNA polymerase II-specific; RNA polymerase II cis-regulatory region sequence-specific DNA binding
Source: RefSeq, a predicted model, not a curated record
CCGCGGCGCUGCUGACCGCUCGCGUGGGCGCGGACCGUGUCGAAGGAGACCCGGUCGGGCCCUAGGCGGCCGGCUCGCUGGGAAGGCCCCGUGCGAACCGCGGCGCGGGCGGCGGCCCCGCGCGGCGUCUGAUGCAACCUGCCGGCAACACCCGACGGGGCUGCUGAGCUCAUGCCUGGCGCCGGUCCAGCGCCGCGGCGCCACCCGCCGACCCCCGCGCUCCCCCGGCGCCCCUUCUGCCGGCCCGGGACGCGAUGCGCGCCGGCUAUGCCCCCUCCAGAACCCGGCCCUCUGUUUGUGCAACGUGCAGUGUGACACGCCAGGUUCGUAUUGGCCCCUAGGGAUAAAGGGUGUUCCCAGAAUAGCAGAAGGUGGACCGUAUCUUACUCGAGUGCCACCUGGAUUAUUUCCUGCCCCUCCAGAACUGCCCGGUGUCGGGUAGUCGGGAAUCUUGUUGAGGAAUUAAUAGAGAAGUAGUCAGAGAAAAAAACUUGGUUUUUAAAUACUUUACGGAAAUAAUAUUGUGCUUUUUUUUUUUAAUGGAGCUGUACUUUGUAUAUCCUAUAGUUUACUGUUGGAAUUACGUUGGAUGAAAGUGCAGCAACCACGAGUUGAAUAGAAAAGAGGAGGGCAAGAAAUGAGGUGCUUUGAUAGCGUGCUUGGAGGGAACACAGUAAGGAAAAUUGCCAGCAGAGGUGUCUAGACGGAGAGGAUGGAAACGCAUGUUUGAGGGGAGGAUGAUCUGGUCUUCCAAAAUAUCCUCUCAGUUCUCAGGAGCACAUCAUGACUAUCAGCAUGGUUGUGUGAUCUUGAAGAGGUGGUUUCAUCCCUAGGGAUUUAAACAGCACCAGGUACAUGUGAAGAUUUCUUGGCAGUUUAGCGUGGAAACCAUUGAUCACCUUGCCCUUAUUUCUGCCUGUUCUGUGUUGACAAGGGAGAGUGCCCAAAUGAGCAAGAUAUCGCAGAACAGUACUCCAGGAGUAAACGGAAUAAGUGUUAUUCAUACUCAGGCUCAUGCCAGCGGCUUACAGCAGGUUCCUCAGCUGGUGCCUGCCAGCCCUGGGGGCGGAGGCAAAGCUGUGCCUCCUAGCAAGCAGAGCAAAAAGAGUUCGCCCAUGGAUCGAAACAGUGAUGAGUAUCGUCAACGCAGAGAGAGGAACAACAUGGCUGUGAAAAAGAGCCGGUUGAAAAGCAAGCAGAAAGCGCAGGAUACGCUGCAGAGAGUGAAUCAGCUCAAAGAAGAGAAUGAACGGUUGGAAGCAAAAAUUAAAUUACUGACUAAGGAAUUAAGUGUACUAAAAGAUUUGUUUCUUGAGCACGCACACAACCUUGCAGAUAACGUGCAACCCAGUAGCACUGAAAAUACGACAAAUUCUGAUAAUGCAGAACAGUAAACCUCAUCCCUUCCAAACUUCACAACUUGUGGCUUGAACAUUAAAGGUGUGACUACCUUCACCCCUUGCAUCAUUGGCUGAACACUGUCUUAUUCCAUUAUUGAGAGAUCCAUUGAAGGUUGUUUUCUAGGAUCAGCACUGAAGAGUUGAUUAGCUAAAGAUGUUAGCCAUUUAAUUUGAAUAUCUGGUUUUAAAUAAGGAUUUUUGUGGGGAUAAAAAGAAAUUUUAAGGCAUAUGGUUAAAAAAAUUGCUCUAGACCUCAUUAUUCUUAAUAAACUCUGACUUUCCAAGAAACGUUUCUUUUUUAGGUUGACAAAAGGAAUGGGAAACUGGCAAGUCUUGCAGAAGGUUCUUGGUUUUAACGGAUGUGGUUAAUUGAAGAAAAGUUGAAUGCUGCCUAUGUUAAUCUGUUUGUGACUUUUCUAAAUUAUGUAUUAAAAAUGCUUAGGGCUAUAGAAACCAAUCACUUUGUAAUUUGGAGUGAUUUUAUAUAUAGCGUAAACAUUGUUUUAGCAUAAUUAGUACUGUUCUCCCCAACAAAUACAAGUUUUUGAAAAGCGAUGUCAAGUGAAGUAAGGAAACCCCAUUGCAUUUUGAAGGCAGUAUGCAGUCAGUUGGCCUAAAAAUGUAAAUAGCAUUUAGGAAGCAAAUAGGUUUUUUAAAAAUGAAAGCAAAGCAUAUUAGAAUUACACUUUUGGGAUACCUUUUAGGUAUAGAAUUGGCAUUAUUUUGUUUCAUUAAAAAAAAAAAAGAACAACUCAGAGGUUUAGAGAAACUUGUGUACCAGAUUUUAGUUUCUGCUGAUGCUAGUAAAGUAAGCGGUUUUUUUCUUUGAUGUACUAUUUGGACAGCCAAGUUAGUAAACAAAAACCUCUUAACAGUUUGUGGCUAUACAAGAUUAGGAGUUUGAGUAUUAAUUUCAGCUGGUAGUUUUUCCUGUGAUCAAAUAUACUUCAUUGGGUCCAUGGUUUCUGGAAGCAAAAAUUCUUGUGAAGGAUCAUUUGGUAUUUGAUCUUAACCAACUGAUUAUUAGAAAAAUUCAUCAUCAACUCUGCCAUUUUCCAAAAUAAUAGUCUAAGAAAACUUGAAAGUGUAAGGUUUAACCUUUAAUUUAUUUCACUUAAACACAUCUUUGUAUAUUGUUUUUGUGACAUUUCUUUUUCUAAGUAGUGGGCUGUUCUUCCAGACUUUUGUACCACUUUUUAUUCAUUUAUAUGCAUUUAUGUCCCAUAAAUUAUUUUAGCAAGAAAACACUGAUAAAACUCAGGAUACUGACAUUUUUGUUGAGACUAAAAAAAUGGCAGUCACUAAAGACUGGAAUCUCUAGGGCCUGGUGUAUAUCUAUGUUGGUAGUUUUGAUUGUCCUUGUUGACUUUUUUUUUUUAAGCACAAAUCUAGCUCAAGUUUGUUGAUGUCUGUGUUUCUGUUUUCCUUUUUUGGGGGGUGACUGGGCUUGUGAUAAGAGACAGAGUCACAUGAUUUAAAAAGUUUGUGUUACCAGUUAUCUCAUUUGAACAUUUUGGGUCACGUUGUUUAAUACUAGGACCUGGGACAAUGUAACCAGGAUGUAAGUCAAGUUGCACCCUUAGGUUGGUGGAAGAGUCCUGUCUGUGCCCUUCUUUUGGGUGGGAGGAGACAUCAUGGUGCCCUGCAACUCAACAAAGUCAUUAUUAAAGGCCAAGAGUCCCUUCUGCAUGUGACAGGAGCCCAGUAUUGUUCUAUAAGAGCUACUGUCCCAGAAGGGUUAACUCCCUAUAGAGCCGGGAGACAGGGUAGGGAUUUCUGUUAGAGUCCAGCAUCUUUGGAGUAUUGAUCUACUUGUAGGUUGAUAAAUGCUUUAAAUAACUAUGGAGGAGAUACCCACAGAAUCCUACUGACUCUUAAAUGGCACCUCGUUCAAGAUGCAGUUAGGUCACUUGAAUCUUUAAGCAUCUAUAAGAGGUGCUACAGACAUUUUAAUCUCUUAUUUACUAAAGAAUGUCUUUCAGAAAUUGAUGUCUCAUGGAAUUUAUUGUUACCGAUUAUAUGAAUUGACCUAACUAUCUUGGACAAGAAGCUUUAGGGAGAUCAUAAGGUAUGUACUCCAUUGUUUCAAAUAACAAAAUAAGAUUGUAACUUUUGGAAAAAUUGAUUCAAGCUUUUACUUAUGCAAAUCAAAACUAGUACAAGCAGUCACUUAUGCAUAGAGUAAAAAUGUUAACCAUUGUCUUGACUAUCUUACUGAAGUGUUUGGGAAUGAAAGUUUUUAGUUUGAUAGAUUUAUCAGUAUAAAAUUGAGGGUAACCAAGUAUGGGGAAUAGGUAAGUUUAGAGCUUUGGGGACUGAAAUGACUUCUGUAACUUUUGUUCUCUAGGUUACACAUUAGGAUAUGAUCUGCCUUUGCUGGUAGGUCUAGUGGUUUAGGAAUUAGGCUUUAGUAUAAAUUUCUAGCUGCGUCUGAGUCUUCCAGGAUGAGUACUUUUUGGCUGGAUGAGACUGGUUUUGGCUGCAGAUGGUGAGAUCAGAACAGCCCUUCCUGCUGUCUGGCCCCUCUUAGUUACGGGGAUGUGAGCUCAGAUAAUUUGGACAUUCUUAAUAAGAAUUAGUAAGAUUUUAAUAAAAUAUGACCAGAAUUCUGAAAUUCAGGUCUUGAGUGUGAAAUUCUCAAAUUUACAUAAGGAAGUAGAAGUAUGUAUAAUUUAAUAUUUGGUAUUAAAAGAAAGAAAAUUGUAGCAGCGUUUGAUGUUUCUUAAUCCCCAUUAGAAGUCUUGAGACUUUGUAUCUAAACAACACCGUUAAAGUACUCAGUGUUUUUGAUGCCUUAGAAAUAGGAAAACAAUUUUGUUUGACAAAAGCUAGGAAAGAAAGUCCAUUCUACAGCUGUUAGAGCUGCCUCUCAGGAAAAAGUACUUACCUUGUUCUUUUUGUUCCUGGCUUUCCUCAGUUUGUGAGAUUACUCUAUUUUUUUAAAAUAUAAUUUUAUUUCUUUCAAUGAAUUUGAAAUAAAAAAACUUUGGAAUAA